UCUGCAACAUAGCAUCGGAAUUAUUCGGUUGCGAGAUUGAUUAAAUAUUCUCACCUGGCCGUGUUUUGAUCUUCAUCUAGUAACAGCUACUACUACUAGUACGUCACCGAAAACAGAACUCAUAAGAUAGAUAACUAAAGAAAAUCUCUUCAGUCUGAUAACCACGAACAAUAGACAAUACAUUCUAAAUUAAACCACAAGGUAAUAAGUCUAAAAUCAAUAGCUGAAAUCUUACAGAAAUUAGUGGUAUACAUAUAUUUAAGAAACUGCACUACUUCCGAAUAUCUGUGUUAAUAUACAAACAAUAAAAGCAAGUAUACCUGCCAAAGUCAAGGUUUUUCAUCGAUAUUGUUCGAUGAUAUUCUACUAAUACCAAACCCCCAGACUCUUGACCUUCCAAACAUAUGUUCUGUAUUUCUUGACACACAACUAGAAACUUACAUACAUUGAAUGGUGUGCCAUAUAAAUGUCCCACCUGAGAGGUUUCGAACUAUUAACUGCUGGACCAUUUAAAGAAUAACAACGAUGAAGUACUUUGUGAUCUGUCUUUUGGCUGCAAUCGUUCUUUUCCAGGCGGCAUCGGGAUUCAAGCGGCGAGUGAUCUAUGUGGUACCAGCCACCACAACGACAGCACCAUUGAACGCCACGGCGACCACCACCGCAGCUCCUGAGGUGGCUUACAAGGUGGUCUUCUGUUCCUGGAAGAACAACUGGUGUCGUCCCGCCUCGAACACCGUGAGCAAUUGCAAGUGGGGCAUCUGCAAGUUCAAUGGAUAAAACUCAAUAAAAGAAACGUUGAUAAUG
Molecule: messenger RNA, 804 nt
Organism: Drosophila mauritiana
Lineage: Eukaryota; Metazoa; Arthropoda; Insecta; Diptera; Drosophilidae
Exons: 1
Coding region: 526-777 (83 amino acids)
Source: RefSeq, a predicted model, not a curated record